This is a messenger RNA of Moesziomyces antarcticus, 1452 nucleotides long. Its product is annotated as p-loop containing nucleoside triphosphate hydrolase protein. Gene Ontology annotation, biological process: mRNA export from nucleus; mRNA splicing, via spliceosome. Gene Ontology annotation, molecular function: ATP binding; RNA helicase activity; RNA binding. The transcript has 4 exons. The record is from RefSeq and is a predicted model, not a curated record. Lineage: Eukaryota; Fungi; Basidiomycota; Ustilaginomycetes; Ustilaginales; Ustilaginaceae. Bases 1 to 1452 code for a protein of 483 amino acids.
AUGCCAUCGCGGCCGUGUGGGUCCCUUGCUCAGCGCACUGUCAAGGCGAUUCGGCACAGAAUCGGACUUCGAGUCACACAUGUCGACGCAAGCGCACCGUCCGCUGCUCCAACUUCCGAGGCAAGACCCAUUCUAAACUCUAUCUCUUCUACAUCUCCUUUGCAUCUCCUCGCACCCCAUUCGCCGCCUUUGCCCGCCUCCACCUCCAUCACACGUCAACGCUCCAUCGACUCUUUUAUCGUCCUCACGCCACCUGGCCAAUUGCGUGACCACGGCUCCUACGUCGGCAUCCACUCUACAGGUUUCCGUGACUUCCUUCUCAAGCCGGAGCUCCUCCGAGCCAUCUCCGACCUCGGUUUCGAGCACCCUUCCGAAGUCCAGCAGGAAUGCAUCCCGCAGUCGAUCCUCGGCAUGGACGUCGUGUGCCAGGCCAAGUCCGGUAUGGGUAAGACGGCCGUGUUCGUGCUGGCCACGCUGCAGCAGAUCGAGCCCGUCGACGGCGAGGUGUCGGUGCUGGUGCUGUGCCACACGCGCGAGCUGGCGUACCAGAUUCGCAACGAGUACGCGCGAUUCACCAAGUACAUGCCCGACGUGCGCACGGGCGUCAUCUACGGCGGCACGCCCGUCGCCGAGAACCAGGCGAUGCUCAAGGACAAGACCAAGUGCCCGCACAUCCUCGUGGGCACGCCCGGCCGCAUGAACGCGCUGGUGCGCGACAAGAGCCUCAAGGUGUCGGGCGUCAAGCACUUUGUGAUUGACGAGUGCGACAAGAUCCUCGAGCAGGUCGACAUGCGCCGCGACGUGCAGGACAUCUUCCGUGCCACGCCGCACCACAAGCAGGUCAUGAUGUUCUCGGCCACGCUCGCAAAGGAGGUGCGCCCCACGUGCAAGAAGUUCAUGCAGAACCCUCUGGAGAUUUAUGUGGACGACGAGACGAAGCUGACGCUGCACGGACUGCAGCAGCACUAUGUGCGUCUGGAGGAGUCGGCCAAGAACCGCAAGCUCAACGAUCUGCUCGACUCGCUCGAGUUCAACCAGGUGAUCAUCUUUGUCAAGUCGAUCUCGCGCGCCAACGAGCUGGACAAGCUGCUGCGCGAGUGCAACUUCCCCUCGAUCUGCAUCCACGGCGGCCUGGCGCAGGAGGAGCGCAUCAAGCGCUACCAGCAGUUCAAGAACUUCGAGAAGCGCAUCCUCGUCGCCACCGACAUCUUUGGCCGUGGUAUCGACGUGGAGCGUGUCAACGUCUCGAUCUCGUACGACACGCCCACCGAUGCCGACUCGUACCUCCACCGUGUGGGUAGGGCGGGUCGAUUCGGCACCAAGGGUCUCGCCAUCAUGUUUGUCAGCUCCGACGAGGACGCCGAGGUGCUCAAGCAGAUCCAGUCCAGGUUCGAGGUCGCCGUGCCCGAGCUGCCCGAGACCAUCGAGGCGUCCACUUACAUGUCGGCCUGA